Molecule: messenger RNA, 1425 nt
Organism: Trematosphaeria pertusa
Lineage: Eukaryota; Fungi; Ascomycota; Dothideomycetes; Pleosporales; Trematosphaeriaceae
Exons: 1
Coding region: 286-1260 (324 amino acids)
Source: RefSeq, a predicted model, not a curated record
CAUCGGGGACGGGGAAAGGCCCUGCUCAAAAGCUCCAGGCGCCCGACCAUGACUCGGCAUCAAACCCAACCCCACGGCACAGCACACACCCAAAAUCUGUCCUUCUCCGUCAGAAGGACCUAAUAUUAUCGCAAUUAAGCCCUCUUUGGUCCAAUUGCGUCUUUAUCAAUCCUCCGCCUUACCUACUCGCCUUGCAGUCUCUUCCCUGGUUACGAUUCUACAAGCCUUCCUGGUUAAGCACGUCGUCGCUGUGCCGCUUUCCAUCGCCGCAUUCAGCUGGCAGCCAUGGACGCAGCCGACAAAAAGCUCUCGGUUCUGUCUAACGGCAGCGAGGACUUCUCCGUGCAGCGGCAGAGCAUGCUCUUGCGUGAGCUCGAACUGCUCCUGGAUCUGAACCCGAGGGAAUUGAGCUCGAGUCUCUUGGCGCUUCCACGAGAGCUCAGAGAUCAUAUCUUCGACUUUGUCUUACCAGACACCCCCGAUGACAGCCGACCGGAACUUCACACAUGUUUAUGGGGAGCGGAUAUGACGCAUGAGCCAUGGAGACAUGAUAUCUUCGGAUAUGGGCACCUAGUGCCGAAAGAGCAGCGGUUGCAUCCAAAGCUCCUCCUCAUCAAUCGGCAACUGCGCAACGAAAUCCUGCAGAACUAUUUUCGCAGAAGCAAGCUCACACUUCACGCCGAACUUCGAAACUCGCGAGGGAACAACUGGCAUUUCGACUACUCACCGCACAUUCUGCAGCUUCCGAUGCUCAAGUUCGUUACACACGUCCGGUUCUACGUUGAAUGGAAUUACACCAUCCUCUCUAAGAACGACCGAAUCGAAGAUCAAGUAAGAAUGACCAAGGACCUCAUGCAAGCUGUGGACACUCUGCUAGCGCCACUUCAAGCCGUGGAGAACAUCGAGCUAUCCGUCCUUUUCUUCUGGAGAUUUCGAUCAGGGAAAUACUACCCUCUUUCGAUGCAGGAUCUGUUCGACCUGGAAGACGUCUUCAAACGGCACGCGGAGUCUCGCUGGCUGCGCAUUCUACGAACCAACAAGUCCACCGUCACCUCUCCGAAUCCCUCUGCUGGCGUUGGGUACAAGCUCUCUUCGGAAAACAAGGGGACUGAGCAGAGUGGCGGAAUGGAAAUCUUCGUGUCGCAGGAUUUGGAAGAUGCGAUGCGACUCCGGCGAAAGAGUGAUGUGGAUUUCUAUGGCAACUAUGGCAUCUCAGAUCCUCUACCUCAACCAUCGUACGAGCAUGGAAAGAUGAUUUGAAUCAACCUGCAUUGACGCAGAAGGAAGGGUAUGGCACGCCGCCGGCAGUCGAGUUUCUCAGGUGACUGCGAUCUCUAGACGGCUAUUUUACAACAUAAGCGAAUUACGAUUUUAUUCAAGUAUGACCCUUCCAAGAGCACCUCCAUAGUCAAAUCGAUGGCCAUC